CCCGCCCGCUCGCCCGCCUGCCUGCCCUUCCGGGUUUUGUCCGGCUGGGGUGGAGGAGUGUGAGCCCCUUGCACUGUGUUUCUCAAAGUGGAGUCCGGGCACGCCGAUCCCCGCCUCUCAGACUCCUGAAUCAGAGCCUGCUGUGGCUGGUGAGUCUGCCUUUUCAGCAGACAUCCUCGACGGUUUGGUGCAGAUGGCCGUGAGGGAACCCCGUCUUCACACAACAUGAGGCCUCAGUGGGUGCAUCUGAGUGCCAUCACAGGGGCUGGCCUUGUGCUGGGGUCCUCAGAUGGCAGCUGAUGCCAGUGAAGGGCCUGAAUCAGGAGCCCUAGAGGUGGAACUGUGUUAAACGGGGAUAGUCUGUGGGUGCGUCCAUGACAACCUGAAGCUGGUCUCUCAGGUUUGCCUGGCUGCCCUGGGUUAUGACGGGCUCCAUGUCUCACUAACAGAGGUCUGGGACUGCAAUUAUUUCAAAAUUUGUGAAAGUUUAUGCCAAAACUCCAGGAGUCCAAGGGAAGGAUGGCAGACCACAGAGCAGAAGACCUGCUAGACAUUCUUCGGCUGAACGUGGGUGGCUGCAUUUACACAGCCCGGCGAGAGUCUCUGUGCCGCUUUAAGGACUCCAUGCUGGCAUCUAUGUUUAGUGGGCGUUUCCCUCUAAAAACAGAUGAAUCUGGGGCGUGUAUUAUUGACCGUGAUGGACAGCUAUUUAAAUACAUUUUGGAUUAUCUCCAUGGAGAAGUUCAGAUCCCCUCGGAUGAGCAGACCCGAACCGCCUUGCAGGAAGAGGCUGAUUAUUUUGGCAUCCCUUAUCCUUACAGCUUGUCUGACCACUUGGCCAAUGAAAUGGAGACAUAUUCUUUAAGGUCAAAUAUAGAACUUAAAAAGGCUUUAACAGACUUCUGUGAUUCAUAUGGUUUGAUUUGCAAUAAACCAACAGUUUGGGUUCUCCACUAUCUGAACACAUCUGGUGCAAGCUGUGAGAGUAGAAUUAUUGGUGUCUAUGCUACAAAAGCUGAUGGGACAGAUGCCAUUGACAAGCAGCUGGGAGGAAGAAUUCACAGUAAAAGUAUCUUCAAAAGAGAGGCGGGAAAUAAUGUUCAGUACAUUUGGAGCUAUUACUCGGUAGCCGAGUUGAAGAAAAUGAUGGACGCCUUUGAUGCCUGGGAAGGAAAAGGUGUAAGCUACUGGCGAGUGCCCCAUGAGCUGAUCGAGUGUUGGACUCUGGAAGAGCGGCCUCUACAUGGAAGCCUGCGCCAUAUGACCCCAAUCCGAAAGAGGCGGCUGCUAACCCUCAGUGAAGAGGAUGAAGGUGUGAACUGUAAGGCUGGUCCUAAGCCUGUCAGAUUUUUGGGCCCUUCCACAAGCACCCAAAUUAAAGUCAAGAACUCAGCUGCUGUGAGGGUGUCACCUGUCAGUGCUGCCCAGAUCACCUCUCAGGCUACAGCAAACCGUUCUCAAAGAGGCAGUUAUGGAAAGGCAGCUCAGUGCCCUGUGGCCACAGGGGCUUCUGGGCAUGCUCCUGCUUCCCCUCAAGCCCAGAGUGCUGAAAACCAAGCUACACAGCCACCACCAGCCAAGGUGCUCCUGUCUGACAAGAAGUCUCCAUCCAACCGAGUGAUCAAGCUGAGGAGGACUCCACUGUGUGUGGGGACUUCUCUGCCCACCCCCUCAGCAGGGAGCCAGGCUGGCUCCCCCCAGCAGCCUUCUCCAGAGGCUUCCAUCACUUCAGGUGUGCGGACUGAGACCAGGGAAGACCAGCCUGAUGGAUAAAGUGGACUGGAAACUGCCUGUCUGUCCUGCAGCUUCCAGUUCAUUGAUUCUGACAAGUGAGUCUGUUCUUGCCAGCAGAAGGGAACAUCCAUGUGGAGGUUUAGGAUUGUUAUAGGAAAAGUGAAUUCUGUGGUGUGGGAGUAGACGAGGAGCUUGGUGGUGUGGUUAUUUACUUUGUGUUUUCCUAAGGUUGUCUGUGUGCAGUUUGGUUUCUAGUUUUUCAUUUUAGGCUUUAUUUAAAUGGUUAAUUGAUAUCAAGGUGACCAAGCAGUAAUCACUACAGACAUCUCCCCUUUUCUUUUGCAGUAAUACUAGAGUCACCUGGCCCUUUUGUAAUGUAACUCUUGUAGUCCAGGGGUAGGAAUGAGGCCUGGCAUAGAUACCUGUCAGGUGGAGAGGGGGGACCAGUCCUGGCCACAUAGUUGCUUCUUCUCCAAAGACACCAUGAAAAGGGACAGUGGGAAGGGCAAGAAUGUAAGUGAAGACCAGACGUGGACUCUAACUUGACUGGGACAUUUUCUUUCCUAGGUCGGCUCCGCUCCUCACUUAGAUCCAUUAGCUGGUGUGUCUCCGCACACCACAGAGGGUUGGGGGUGCAUGUGAUAAGAGCUGUGGAAUGCAUUUUGGAAUGGUUCAAAUUGGUGUUCUAAUUUGAGUAGUGAAGUUUUGAAGUGCUUUCAAAGAGAAAAGUUAAAUAAGUUUAACUUUUUAACUCAAGUUAAUGUGUUCUUAGAAGUGACCAUUGAAGAGUCCUUCUGAUUGUACGCUAGGUUUUAUGCAUACAAUUUCCACAUAACUUGAAUUUCAUAUUUUUAAACAAAAUAUUUUGAUUAAUCCUCUAUUUUUUCAUGACCAUUGAAUUGUACGUGCUUACUCUUACAUAUUAUGUUUGAUAAUUGGAUUGUCCAUUUCUAGUCUUCAUGAGCACUGUGCUUCAGGGUUUUAAAGAUGGUUCAUCUAGCAGUGUGCUCCUUACUCGGAUUCUGGGCAUGCACUUGCAUUGCUUUGAAAGAGUGAGGCAGGUAUAUUUGUGGUGUUUCUUUUCAAAUAAAUAAAACGUUUCCACGAAAAUGA
Cricetulus griseus (Chinese hamster) is the source of this 2847-nucleotide messenger RNA. NCBI's taxonomy places the organism in Eukaryota, Metazoa, Chordata, Mammalia, Rodentia, Cricetidae. The record is from RefSeq and is a predicted model, not a curated record.